AUGCCCAUCCCCACUGUGCGUCUUCCUUCGGGCGUCGAGCUGCCACGCCUCGCCUUUGGUACGGGCACAGCGCUGUACCAGUCUGCGGCUGCCAAGCAGGUGACCAUGGCGCUCAAUGCCGGCUUCCGCUUCGUCGACGGUGCCGAGGUGUACGCCAACGAGGAAUCCGCAGGUGAGGGCAUCCAGGCGUUCCUCAAGUCGUCCGGGCUCAAGCGCGAAGACAUCUACGUGCUCACGAAGGUGGGCAAGGACGGCAUGAAGGAUCUGCAGUCGGCAGUCAAGGAGGAGAUGCGCAAGCUGCAGGUGGACUACCUCGACUCGUACCUGCUCCACUUCCCGCCGCGCGGCAAGGACGGUCUGCCGAGCAACGUGGAUGCGUGGAGGCAGCUCGAGAAGAUCAAGGCUGCCGGGCUGACCAAGAGCAUCGGCGUGAGCAACUGGCUCGCCUCGGACAUCCAGCAGCUGCUCGACGCCGGCCUCAGCGUUCCGGACAUCAACCAGAUCGAGUUCCACCCCUACCUCUACGCAAACGCAGAGUACACAAAGCUGCUUGCGCUCCAGAAGAAGCACGGCAUUGUUACGAUGACCUACGCCGCGCUGGCACCGUUCUACAAGUCGACGCUCCCCGAGGAUGGUCCGCUCCACAAGGCGCUCACUGCCAUCGCGGCCAAGAACGACCAGCGCACCACCGCAGCUGUGCUGCUCCGCUGGGCGCUCCAGCGGUCGGAGGGCAUCAUUACUACCACGACCAGCAAGGAGUCGCGCGCCAACGAGCUGCUCGACCAGCUCGACUCGAACAACGACGCCCAGCUCCACCUCGACGAGGACGAGCUGAAGCAGAUCGACCAGGCGGGCAAGGAGCACGGCUACGAAAAGUACUACAUGGCACCCUUCAUGCAGCCCUAG
Molecule: messenger RNA, 906 nt
Organism: Moesziomyces aphidis
Lineage: Eukaryota; Fungi; Basidiomycota; Ustilaginomycetes; Ustilaginales; Ustilaginaceae
Source: the annotation of a GenBank genome assembly